This is a messenger RNA of Mercenaria mercenaria, 1606 nucleotides long. RefSeq names its product tyrosine-protein kinase receptor Tie-1-like. The record is from RefSeq and is a predicted model, not a curated record. Gene Ontology annotation, molecular function: scavenger receptor activity. Bases 500 to 1498 code for a protein of 332 amino acids. The transcript is spliced from 8 exons. Lineage: Eukaryota; Metazoa; Mollusca; Bivalvia; Venerida; Veneridae.
AUUAGCGGUGUGGAUUUACAAGUAUUGUGUAGAAAGCCGAGUUGAAAACACUUCAGUUGUCUUUAUCGCGUUUUAAAAGUAUUCAUUAAAAUGAACAUUACAAUAAGAUACGAUACGCAUGUUUAUAAAUUCGUGUCUAAGAAUAAUAACAGAUCAUACUUUCGAGUAUUGGAUCACACAAUGUUUUACUGUCAAUCAUUAUUUUUGCGCGAGGUAUGCAAAUAUUUAAGUUUGACGGUUAUAAAAGACGUUUAAAGAUAGAUAGUUUGGUAUGAAUAGCAGUAGAUAUAUAAAGCACUUCCUAUAACGAAAUACACGACUCAAGUAAAAUGACUGUAAUGGCGGCGUCAGGUGAAAUUAUGUGAAAUAGUAAUAAAUUUUACAUUCGAUUAUCAAUUACUGGAGUAUUAAAUUGAAACAUGUGCAUAUAGUAAAAUCAUUACAGUAUAAUAUUUAUUCUUUUUUAAUUUCAUAACUGGUCUUGUAUUCAAAGUAGAUCAUGCGUGAACGGUGCUUUGGAAAAAUUUUCAACUACGUCAUUUUAUGUAUGAGUUUGGUGUCGGGAAAGGAUGCUGACACGAACUUGAUCACAAAACUUGAAGGAGUUUUGAAAACAAAUAUGUCUUCCGUUGCAUUUAACUGGACAUCAGAGAACGCUGUUGACGGAAAUGUUGGUCCCGAUCCUGAACAGUGUCUCUGUUGUAGCGGCACAACAUAUAAUACUAUAUCAUGGUGGACAGUAGAUCUUGGAAAGAAGUAUCCCAUAGAAAAAGCGACUAUUUAUAGCAGAGAAACAGAAAAUAAGUUUGGACAGUUACAAGGAUUCCAAUUAUUCCUGCGAAACUCUUCAGAACAGACAAAUCAAUUGUAUUAUGAUGAUAGCACCACAACUGAAACAAACACUAGUGUGUUUGAUAUUUUCUUGUCAAAUGUGCUGGCAAGAUAUCUUACAAUACAAAAGGCUGGCAUACUGACGAUAUGUGAGAUUGAAGUAUUUGAAGGAGAUUGCAUGAUUGGGACAUUUGGAGAGGAAUGUUCUAAACAAUGUCACUGCGCUGAUAACAGAAUAUGCGACAGAUUUACCGGCCAGUGCUCUACACCUGUUUGUAAAAUAGGAUGGAUUGGAACAGCGUGUGACACAAAAUGUGAAGUUGAUGCUUUCGGUGAAAAUUGUGGAGAGAAAUGCUACUGUGCUGGCAACACAACUUGCACCAUUGAUUAUGGCAUAUGUCCAGAUAAUUGCAGGAAAGGUUACUUUGGAACUCAUUGCAAUAAAGUUUGCCCAGAUGGUGCGUUUGGUACAAACUGUAAUGACAAAUGUUUUUGUGAUGGUAACGGAACCUGUUCAAAAGACGAAGGAAUAUGUCCAGGGGCAUGUUUAGCAGGGUACAUGGGCGUACAUUGUAAUAUAGCCGAAAAAGAAGAUAAGCUGAACCUAUUGCUGGUUAUAGGUGUGUCUGCUGGCGGAGGAGUGUUGGUCAUUGUAGCAAUUGUUUGAUGUAUAUUCUUCUACUGGAGAUGUGUACAAAGCAGGAAUGAAAAGGUAGAAUAUAAUCAAGGGAGCCAAGGAAAAAGUAAACCAAAUGACAGAAUUGACAAAGAACAU